GUCGCGAAACGCGUCUUCCUCAGAUUCCCAAUCGGAAGAAGGUCAAAAAUUGACAAAGUUUUGCAACUCACCAGAAACAAUUCAGAUAUGGCAGACUCCCAGAUGGAAGUAGAUGUUGCUCUCGAGACCCCCGCAUCCGACGUAUUCAUAGCCCCCUCGAUAAAUCAAUCUUUACUACUGUCCGGUGCUUCAUAUCAACAUUAUUCAGAUGUUCCUCCGUCGCUUCUUCCUCUACCCAACACCGACACUUCGAAACCUGAUGCGCCUCCAGCCCCUGGUCCACCAUGUGCUCUAGGAAUUGAUGAAGCUGGGCGCGGUCCUGUUCUUGGUCCUAUGGUAUACGGACUAUUUUAUUUACCACUACCUCUCUCCGAUCCAUUGCUACGAAAUACACAUCACUUCGAUGAUAGUAAAGUCCUUACACCGACCGUUCGAUCCGAGCUUAUGGAGAAGCUUUGCACGCCAGGUUCAGAUCUGUAUACGCAAUGCGGUUGGGCGGUCGACGUUAUGUCGGCGAGAGAUAUUGGUGCCAACAUGAUGAAACCGGCAACAUACAAUUUGAAUGCCCAAGCUAUGGAUUCCACCAUCGCAUUGAUUCAGGGAGUCAUGGAUAAAGGUGUCAAUGUGAAGGAAAUUUACAUCGAUGCCUUGGGAAAUACAGUUACAUAUCAGAAGAAAUUGGAACGGAUCUUCCCUACAGCUCAAAUCACAGUUGCGAAAAAGGCGGAUAGUUUGUAUCCAUGUGUGAGUGCGGCAAGUGUAUGUGCAAAGGUUACUAGAGAUGCUGCUCUCGAGUCACUGUAUGAAAGCUACAUGAAUAAAGACGGGGAUCAGAAGAUGGGCGGAACGGAAGAGGACAGUUGGGGUUCGGGAUAUCCAUCUGACGCUAGAGCAACUACAUGGCUAAAACGCAACAUGGAUCCUAUAUUUGGAUGGGGUAGUGAAUGCCGUUUUAGUUGGGGGACGACGAAGGACAUGUUAGAUCUCAAAGGUAUUGCGGCGAAAGUCGAUUGGCCAAUUGAGGAGGAUGAUGAGACCAGUAGGUUGACGGAUUUCUUCAGUGCGGAUAAAGAUAAGGAUACGGAUGAGCUUGGGUCAUGGUUUGGAAGCUCAGUAGGAACGGAAAUCUUUUAGGAUAGGGUUUCUUGUCUUGAGACUUGUUUGGCGUUUUGGUAGGAGGCAAACUUGGAACAUUGCCACGCCUUGGUGUAAAUAUAUUGACUGGAUUGGAGUUGGGUUGUCUUGUGAAGUCGAGAUGGAUUUGCCCUAGAUUAUGAGUACGGUUCUCCCUGGAACUGUAUACCACCACCCACUUACUACUUACUGCAGAUGGUAAAUUAGGAAAGACGGGUAUAAGAAACUUAGAAUUCUCCGAACUUUCUGAUAACGUGAAUUUCCACAUUCAACAUCGUAUUGGAAAUAUCAUCAGUCGAUACCGUUGGCGAGUUUCA
Molecule: messenger RNA, 1451 nt
Organism: Botrytis cinerea B05.10
Lineage: Eukaryota; Fungi; Ascomycota; Leotiomycetes; Helotiales; Sclerotiniaceae
Gene: Bcrnh201
Product: Bcrnh201
Exons: 1
Coding region: 88-1134 (348 amino acids)
Biological process (GO): mismatch repair; DNA replication, removal of RNA primer
Cellular component (GO): ribonuclease H2 complex
Molecular function (GO): RNA-DNA hybrid ribonuclease activity; RNA binding
Source: RefSeq, a predicted model, not a curated record